Pantherophis guttatus is the source of this 1454-nucleotide messenger RNA. NCBI's taxonomy places the organism in Eukaryota, Metazoa, Chordata, Lepidosauria, Squamata, Colubridae. The record is from RefSeq and is a predicted model, not a curated record.
AUGUUCUACUUCCAUUGUCCCCCGCCGUUGGAGGGUGCCACGGCCUUCGGCGGGCCUUCCACCGCCGACUUCGAGGACGGCUUCCUCCGUCGGAAGCAGCGUCGGAACCGGACCACCUUCACGCUCCAGCAGCUGGAGGCGCUGGAGGCGGUCUUCGCCCAGACUCACUACCCGGACGUCUUCACCCGGGAAGAGCUGGCCAUGAAGAUCAACCUGACCGAGGCCCGCGUGCAGGUCUGGUUCCAGAACAGAAGAGCUAAAUGGAGGAAAACAGAGAGAGGAUCUUCUGAUCAAGAAAGUUCUAAGGAGGCCGUGACAGAAGUGACACCCCCUGGAAGAAAUUUAAGCUCCCCCUCCCCUGCUGACCAGCCUAGGAAUAAGAAGGAGAGCCUGGAGAUUCAGCAGAGCCUCAGCAGAGCUGUUGGUCCUUCUGGAUCCUUCUUCCCUUCCUGUCUGCCGGGGACCCUCCUCAAUACAGCGACCUAUGCCCAAGCCUUGUCCCAAGUAGCAUCCCUCAAAGGUAGCCCUCUGUGCUCCUGCUGUGUCCCUGACCACAUGGGCCUCUCCUUCCUCCCCACGUACGGCUGUCAGAGCAACCGCACAGCUAGCGUGGCAGCCCUGCGCAUGAAGGCACGGGAGCACUCGGAAGCCGUCCUACAGUCGGCCAACCUUCUGGCCUCCGGCAGUCCCAGCCCCAGCCCGGCCUCUGGGCCAAAGUCGACCUCCGAGAAUGCCUUGGACAACAAGCCCCCCUUGACCAUGGAGCACAAGGAAAGCGAGAAGAGCGUUUGAGAGCCCACCUUCCACACACAGGGACCCCUCACGCCCUCCAAAGCCAAAAUGAAGUCCAACUCCUUGGGUUGUUCUGCAACUGGGAGAAGACUCGGUUGCUGCAAAUUAGCAAGAUGUAGGCGCUCACUUGUUUUGGCCAUCUCUGAUCGGUAGCUUCACUUCCCUCAGGUUCCUUAUUGCUCUCACUAAAUCUGUCGGCACCUUCUGCCAUUACAUUAGCUCAGUUGAAAGAAGAUUUAGAUCAGGGGAUCUUCCCUAUGGUGGAAGGCAGAAGGACGUCUCCCAAUGCCUCCUGUACGCGUAGCACCCGUCAGCCUCUUCAUUAAGCAAAGGCGCAUAGAAACAUGCUGGCAUCUCAGAUGGCAGAACCUGAGAUUGUGAGAACAUGAUCAGCCUGGUUCAGGAGGCUGGAAUAUGCCGAUUGACCCAGGGACUUGGGCAAUGAUCCGUAAUGUGCAGAAAGGGAAGCCGAAAUCACGUACCUGCUAAUAGGCUUAGCCUUAUUGUACCGAUGAUACUGGACUUCUGUCCAUGCCCAGGAUAGAAGGAGCAUGGUGAGUCUGCAUUAUAGGAAUCAGAGAUACUUUCAUGAAACCAUCUACCUUCCUUUAGAACCACAAGGGGCACCAGCGGUGGCAUCUAGGAAGUGUCUGGCCAGUGAA